Molecule: messenger RNA, 2601 nt
Organism: Hirundo rustica (Barn swallow)
Lineage: Eukaryota; Metazoa; Chordata; Aves; Passeriformes; Hirundinidae
Gene: DNAJC24
Product: DnaJ heat shock protein family (Hsp40) member C24
Exons: 5
Coding region: 643-1083 (146 amino acids)
Biological process (GO): positive regulation of ATP-dependent activity
Molecular function (GO): ferrous iron binding; ATPase activator activity
Source: RefSeq, a predicted model, not a curated record
GGCAGAACGCGGGCCCGGGGCUCUGCCCCAGGGCGGGUAGGACGUGGUGCUUUCCCCUGCCGUGUGUGUCCCGCGGUGCGCUCGUAGCUCUGCGGGGUUUGAAACACGUACUUCCCCCGUGAAAGAAAGGUUGAUUCUGAAGGCUGAUGGUAGUCACCGGGAAGCAGUUUUUAGUGUUGAAAUGGGAAAAAAACCCUAAGCUUUUUUGUUUGUUUGUUUGUCUCACGGUUAAUUUACAGUUGUAGAGCAGUUUGUGUAUUUACAAAGCUCUUGCAUCCUGACAGUGUUAUUUCUUUUCUGGAAGUUCAUAGUAAAUCACCUACUGUCAGCUUGGGAUUGCAGCACACAUAAGAAUCUGUUGAAGCUCAAGCAUUGCCAUUCUAUUACUGGCACUUAGUUCUCCUCUUUCUUUCUUUCUUUCUGGGUCAUUAACUUGAUGAAAGAUGGCCGAAAUUGAAACCCACACUACUAGUUAGGUUUUACUUAGUGACCUGUGCUAACUUGGUAUGUUUUGGUUCAUUUUUGUUUAUUUGUUUUUACAUGCUCUCCUACUUUAAGAAAGUUGACUUCUUACUCAACAGGAUGAAGGCGUUCCCAUGCUCUGAAAAUUGCUGAGGAAGUGAUUUCAAAGCCAGUCGAGCCAUGGCCUUUGAAAGGAUAAACCAGAAGGACUGGUACGAGGUCCUGGGGGCCAAACCGUCAGACAGCCCGGCAGAACUGAAACGGAAAUACCAAAAACUUGCUUUGUUGUAUCAUCCCGACAAACAGGAGGCAGAUGUGCCAGCAGGAGAAGUGGAGGAGCGCGUGCAGCGGUUCAUCGAAAUUGAUCAAGCGUGGAAAAUUCUAGGGAACGAGGAGACAAAAAAAGAGUAUGACCUGCAGCAGCGUGAAGAUAACCUGACAAAAGAAUGGCCACUUCAUGCACAGAUUUAUCUGGAGGACAUGUCCUGGAAUGAAGAUGAACAGCUCUACACUCUGUCCUGUCGAUGUGGUGGGAAUUACAGCAUCUCCAAGAGUGAAACCAAAGAUGUAACUUUGGUUUGUUGUGACACAUGUUCACUCGUUAUCGAGAUUCUGCAAUGAUUGUUUCAGUGAAGUACAUUGAGAGUUACAAACUUUUCAAGAGAUUGGACAAACAAGGGACAACAUCUGCUAAAGAAGUGUAUGUUAAAGAAAAGGGAGACACUACAAGAACAAGUUCAUUCAGGCUUAAAAAUGACAAGUGCCCCUUUGCUCAUACAGCUGUGUAGACAUGAGGUUCAGACUUUCCUUCUGCAGCUGAAGAGCUCAUAAUUAAACACCUCCAACCCAGAACAUGAGUUCUGUACAACUGGAAUGUAUCUCCUGAUCUAAAGGUUUCUUCCCCAGCAAACAAUGGAGUGGCUUCUUUCAAUUUCACUCUGAAGCAGCUCUACCUUGAGCCCUACCUCUUAGGUUAAAUCCUUUUAACAGCUCAGAUGACAAAAUUCAAUCAGGAGGCGCAGAUGUGAGAAUGCUUUGAAGAUAAUGAAGAGCAAGGUUCAGCAGUGGGAAACAGGAACAUUUGCUGUUUAUAAGCUAAAUAUUUAAGUCCAUGAAAUCCUCUCAAAGACUGGAGACAAGAAGGAGGAGGCAGAGGCUGGUAGCUGGAGGCAGCUGGGUGUCCCAGUGCUUAAGGAGCAAGGCUGGUGGCUGUGCCCUGCCCUGUGACAGUGACAUCACCUGGGCAGCCUGGAGCAGGAGCACACAUUGAGCUGGGUUCUCCAUCAUCGGAGCAAACGGAGUCAUCAUUCCUGAGAGGAAAGCUAACGAGGGAGCUGUGCUCUGACGCCACAGGUCAGUCAGAGAGAAACUCCACAGCACUCCUGGGAGUGACCAGCAGAUCUGGAACCCUGCUGGUUCAGUAUUCCUCCUGCUGAUGUAGGGAGAGCCAGGAGAUGGCUCCGGCUGUGUGACAGCAGAGUAAGUGCACUGUGCCUUUUCCAUCCUUCUGAACACUCAGUGCUAACCUUGGCUUGGAACAAAACCCCAGAACUUUCCCAUAAAUCCAAGCACUCGUUGUGGCUUACCAGAGGAAGCAGAGCAAGAGGCGCAUCAUUUUUGUUGAUGACACAAGUGUAUCAUUCCCACUCUGAAGUCAAGUGUAAUCUCAGAAAGAGACAUCUAUGUCAAGUAAUAUUUGUGUUUAUUCUAAACAAAAAUAGUUCCAUUCAUUUGAGUAGAAAAUACUAUGAAAACUGUCAAUAGUAACUUAAGUCAUUUAAUCAUCAAGAAAUCUGUGGCCAUUGGGGCUUGCGCGUAGAAAUCCAAAGUCGUUCAGAGGCCAUAUCUGUAAAAUAAAGCACAGUUACAAGAGACUUUAAUCACAAUUCAAAGUUCAGUAUUUUCAUUUGUUAUUGUAAUCAUUUCAUAAACAGCGUAAUUUUUUCUCUCUUUGGUAAAGAACGUUGCUCACUGAUGUGUUUCUCUUACUAGAAGUAAUAAAUACUGUGUAUUACAGGAAAUCGUUCCAUAGUGUGAACUUUACAAUUUAUACACAUGCUUUGCUGUGGAGAGCCUCAUGAAUUCCAUUGUUUAUUUCACCCUUGGAAAUAAACAUGUUCUUAAAGAGUGUCUUUCCAA